Molecule: messenger RNA, 7773 nt
Organism: Acanthochromis polyacanthus (spiny chromis)
Lineage: Eukaryota; Metazoa; Chordata; Actinopteri; Pomacentridae
Gene: brwd3
Product: bromodomain and WD repeat domain containing 3
Exons: 39
Coding region: 162-5663 (1833 amino acids)
Biological process (GO): cytoskeleton organization; regulation of cell shape; regulation of transcription by RNA polymerase II
Cellular component (GO): nucleus
Molecular function (GO): protein binding
Source: RefSeq, a predicted model, not a curated record
AGGGCGCUGAUACAAAGCACCAAGUGGUCUGGGAACAACUCGAGAGGAGGCCAUUCACUAGCCUGUUUUAGCUACACACAUCUAGCUACUGUUAGCUAGCCGGCGGCUAACGAGCAAGCUAAAACAUCAGUUUGUCUUAAUGUCGUCCGUCUUAUCAAGUGAUGGCAAGAGAACAGUGUUCACAAACCGAAGCUGAACUGUAUUACCUCAUUGCCAGAUUUCUCCAGUCUGGACCCUGUAAAAAAGCAGCACAGAUUCUGGUCGAGGAGCUGGAGGAGUAUGAGUUGGUACCGCAACGAUGGAGUUGGGACGGGGAGAAAUACAAACGCACCUUUCAAGACUGGGUGAUUUUGAACCAGCACAUUCCUGCAGACUACCUGCUCCGUGUUUGUCAGCGGAUAGGUCCUCUCAUACAGAAGGAGAUCCCACCUAGUGUCCCUGGAGUCCAAACCCUCCUGGGGCUGGGAAGACAGUCGUUGCUUCGCACCACCAAAAGUUGUAGCCACAAAGUAUGCCGUGGCUCAGCUGUUGCUGCACUCCACCGAGGACGUCCGCCAGAACCUCCAGUCAGCAAUGGAAAUCCUCCUAAUGUUGUGUCCAUCAUGGGUGCUCGCCAGGCCACCGGUACGGCUCGUUUUGGCCAGACUCUGCCGUCUUCCUCCUACCAGUACAUGAAGAUACACAAACGUAUCCUUGGCCACCUCUCUUCAGUUUAUUGUGUAGCCUUUGACCGCACUGGUCGUCGGAUAUUUACGGGUUCUGAUGACUGCUUGGUGAAAAUCUGGGCCACAGAUGACGGCCGGCUCCUGGCAACACUUCGCGGCCACUCAGCAGAGAUUUGUGACAUUGCUGUCAACCACGAGAACAGUCUCAUUGCUUCGGCCAGCUGUGACAAAGUCAUCAGAGUGUGGUGUCUACGCACAUGUGCGCCCAUCACUGUUCUGCAGGCUCAUGCUGCCUCCAUCACAUCCAUACAGUUUUGUCCUGCAGUCAGAGGAACAAUGCGAUACCUGGCGUCAACAGGUGCAGACGGCAUGGUGUGCUUCUGGAAGUGGAACUCUCUCAGUAUGAAAUUUAAUGAUCAACCAGUCAAGUUUGUCGAGCGAUCACGGCCAGGAGUGCAAGUCUCUACUUCCUCUUUCAGUAGUGGUGGCAUGUUCAUGGCUACCGGUGGCACAGAUCACAUGAUCAGGGUCUACUACCUUGGGGCUGAAACACCUAUGAAAGUCUCUGAGAUGGAUGCUCACACGGAUAAAGUCGUAGUCGUCCAGUUUAGCAAUAACAGUGACAGCCUAAGGUUUGUGAGUGGCAGUCGAGACGGCACAGCCAGGAUCUGGCAUUACCAGCAACAAGAAUGGAAGAGCCUCACUUUAGACAUGGCUGCAAGGUUGCCUGGGAGUACUGUUGCCAACGGGGACGACAAAGCCAAGCUGGUGGUGACCAUGGUGGCGUGGGAUCGUGUGGAUAACACCGUCAUCACUGCAGUGUCAAACUACCUGCUCAAAGUGUGGAACGCAGCGUCUGGACAGCUGCUGCAUGUUUUGUCUGGUCACGAUGACGAGGUGUUUGUGAUGGAGGCUCACCCGUUCGACUCCCGCAUCAUGUUAUCUGCUGGCCACGAUGGCAACAUUUACAUGUGGGAUCUAACAAAAGGAGCUAAGAUCCGCAAUUUCUUCAACAUGAUCGAGGGCCAGGGCCAUGGUGCUAUUUUUGACUGCAAGUUCUCAGCUGAUGGGCAGCAUUUUGCCUGCACUGACUCACACGGCCAUUUGCUCAUCUUUGGCUUCGGCUGCAGCAGACCAUAUGAGAAGAUUCCUGACCAGAUGUUCUUCCACACGGACUACCGACCUCUUAUUCGUGACUCUAAUAACUACGUCCUGGAUGAGCAGACGCAGCAGGCUCCUCACCUCAUGCCUCCACCCUUCCUGGUGGACGUUGACGGGAAUCCUCAUCCUCCUCACUACCAGCGCCUGGUGCCAGGAAGAGAGAACUGCAAGGAGGAUCAGCUCGUUCCUCAGCUAGGAUACAUGGCAAACAGUGAUGGAGAGUUGGUUGAGCAGGUACUUGGCCAGCAGACGGCAGAAAACGGAGAAAGCCUUUUAGACAAUCUCAUCAGACAGUUGCAGAAUGAGCAGGACGCACGUCAGAGUGCAGAACAGCAGGCUGAAGGGGAAGGAGAAGAGGCUGAGGAUGCAGCAGAGCUGGUGCCCUCCUCUCCAACUGUUGCCCCUCGCAGAAGUGGGCAGGUGGAUGGGGUGUGGCAGAUGCAGCACAACGCCCUCCGUAGUCAAGUGGCCACACCGAGGGACCUGCUGGCCUGGAGCCGCAGAGUGGUGGUCACUGAAGUGCCACAAGGGAUAUUCAGAGUUAUGGAGGAGUGCCGGCAAGCCAAAGGCGACAUGGAAUGUUCUCUAUACAAUGCAGAAAGGAAGAAGAAACCGGUAACCUGCCCCCCCAAGAGCGAUCCGCUUGCUUCACGCCUGCGCUCCCUGCGGCCGGCCAAGAAAAAGCAGCAGCGCCACGCCUAUCAGACUCGCUCUGCUCAGGUCCGCCGUCCUGGAAGCAGGAGUCGAAAUUCCAGCAAUCGCCGUAACUCUGGCAGUCAGAUCGACUCAGACAGUGACAGAGAAGCAACAGAACGGGCAGAGCAAAGCGACGCCUCCUCUGAUGCUGAAACUCAGUGGCAGAGUGAAAGCAGCUCCAGUGACUCUUCCAGUGAGUAUUCUGACUGGACAGCUGAUGCUGGAAUCAACCUGCAGCCCCCAAAGCGAACAACCAGGAGGCCUGUACAGCCGCCAGAAUACAGCAGCUCUGAGGAGGAGGAAGCUGGUGACGAGGCUAAGGAGGCAAAGAAGAAGGAAAAUGAGAAGAAGAAGAAGCCCAAGGAGAACAAACAGAAGCCCCCAUCUUCUUUGGCUGGACUUGAUGCGGAGGAGUGGCUGCCACCAUCGUGGAUAAUGGAGACCAUCCCUCACCGCUCUCCUUUUGUUCCCCAGAUGGGGGAUGAACUCAUCUACUUCAAGCAAGGCCAUCAGGCGUACGUCCGAGCUGUUCGCAGGGCCAAGGCCUACAGCAUCAACCCUCAGAAGCAGCCGUGGAACAGACUCAACCUCAGGGACCAGGAAUCUGUGAAGGUGGUUGGAAUUAAGUAUGAAGUGGGACCUCCCACCCUCUGCUGCUUAAAACUGGCUUUCUUGGACCCAGUCUCAGGGAAGAUGACCAAUGACUCUUUCUCCUUAAAGUAUCAUGACAUGCCCGAUGUCAUAGAUUUUCUGGUACUGCAGCAGUUUUACAACGAGGCUAAAGAGCACAACUGGCAGCCAGGUAUGAGGUUCCGCAGCAUCAUCGAUGACGCCUGGUGGUUUGGAUCUGUGGAGGAUCAGGAGCCCCUGCAGCCAGAGUAUCCAGAUAGCCUGUUUCAGUGCUAUGCAGUGAAGUGGGAUAAUGGUGAACGGGAGAAAAUGAGUCCCUGGGACAUGGAGCCUAUUCCUGAGGAAGCUGCGUUGCCAGAGCAGGUUGGUGACGGGGUGGAGGUGGCAGAAGAGGAGCUAAAGGCUCUGCUCUACAUGCCUCAGGAAGGAGAGUGGGGGGCUCACACACGAGACGAAGACUGCGAGAGAGUCAUGAAUGGCAUCGACCUGCUUCUUACACUAGAUGUAGCCAAGGCGUUCUCAUCACCUGUAAACUUGCGGGACUACCCUCUGUACUGCACUGUGGUGGCUUACCCCACUGAUCUGAGCACCAUCCGCAAACGACUGGAGAAUCGCUUUUACAGGCGGAUCUCUGCAUUAAUGUGGGAGGUGCGCUAUAUUGAACACAAUGCCCGCACUUUCAACGAGCCCCAAAGCCCCAUUGUAGCAGCUGCCAAGGUGGUGACUGAUGUUCUCCUCCACUACAUUGGAGACCAGAGCUGCAUAGACAUCCUGGAUCUGUAUCACAAACUCAAAUCUGAGGUCAGCAGUGGAGAAGAAGCUGAGGUUGACUUGGAUGUGGACUCAGACACUCCGGGGACAUCUACUGGACAUCGAGGAGCCGACCCAAAUUCCAAAAAGCGUGGUGUGGCUUUGGAUGUAAAAGCAUGGCGAGCUCAGUGUCGGGAGCUGCUGCGUCGGAUGAUGGUUUCGCCGGAUUCAGAGCCGUUCCGACAACCUGUGGAUCUCUUUGAGUACCCGGUAAAACGAUCUGUAACAGCCUCCACUGUCAAAGUAGUCAGAUUCACACAAAUUUCUGAGUACUUCAACUUUUCCACUCUCUACUCUCCUUUUGUUCAGGACUAUCGAGACAUCAUCGACACUCCCAUGGAUCUGGGUACAGUGUCAGAGACGCUGGUGGCAGGAAACUAUGAAAAUCCAGUGGAGUUUGCCAAAGACAUCCGCCUCAUUUUUAGCAACUCAAAAGCAUACACACCGAACAAGAAAUCACAGAUCUACACCAUGACCCUCAGCUUGUCGGCCUUCUUUGAAAAACACAUCAUCGCCAUCAUAUCUGACCACAAAUCUGCCAUUCAGAAUGAACGGCGGACUCGUCAGAGGCUCAGUUACAGGGACAGAUUGCACAACGGAGGCAGCUCCCCGCCUAACAGUCCAUCCAGCAGCUCUAAAGGGAAGCACAAGUCAGGGAAGGUGUCAAAACCAAAAAAAUCCCAGACCUCAACGAAGAGUCGUUCUCAGAGAUCAUAUCAGGCUCAGCAAAGCAGCAGUGUAGCAGAGGAAGAGGACAUCCAGCCUUCUUCCCCAAGUUCAGGGACAAGCGAGAAGAGCAGAAGUCAAGGGCCACAUCGAGUGACCCGCAGCCAAGCAACUCCAGUGAAGAAGUCAGGGCACCGGCGUAACUUGCAUCUAAGUAAUGGCUCCAGACAGCGCCACGGGCGAGACACGCUGCAGUCUGACGAUGACGAAGAGGCAUCUGGAUCCAAUAGCUCGUCGUCGGAGUCAUCCUCCAGUUCUUCAUCCUCCUCUUCCUCCUCAUCGUCUGACAGUGAGAACAGCUCCGAUUCUGAGAUGGAGAAGUACGUGGAGGGAGGAGAUCACGACUACAGCAAAGCCCCCUGCCUGUCAGUACGCCUCUCAGCGAAGGGUAAGGUGGCAGCCUCAGGGAAAAGGAGACGCAAAGGAGGAGAGGACAUGGCACAGAAACCGAAAAGAGCACGAAUGCAGCUGCCAGUAGAGAAGGAGGAGGAGGAGGAGGAGGAGUCGGAAGAUGAGGAGCAAGAUGAGGAGGUGGCAGAGGAGGAGGAUGAUGAUGAUGAUGAUGAAGAAGAGGAGGAGGAGGAAGAAGAAGAAGAGGAGGAGCAGCAGCAGCAGCCGCAGCAGGUGGAUGUAAGACAUGAAGAGGAGGAGGAGGAAGAGGAAGAGGAGGAGGAGCCUGAGGAAGAGGAGGAGCCUGAAGAAGAAGAAGAAGAGGAGGAAGAUGAGGACGAAAACUCAAAUGAGGUGCAGAGAGGAGCUGCAGCAGCAAACAGUCAUAGAGGCAACCAUUGCAAGUCUCGUCGGGUGAACACGCGUAACCAGGGCCGCAGGACAGUUCUGUACAGAGACGACUCAGAGGAUGAUGGCCAUGGGUCCAAGGACGACCCCCUCAACCUGGGCAUGUCCCGCUCAGGACGGGUACGCCGCAUGACAGAGAAAGCCCGUGUCAGCCACCUCAUGGGCUGGAGUCACUGACACGUUGCCCCUUUUUCAAACCUCAAUAAAAGAAAAAAGACUUUUAAACAUGAGUUAACACAUCAGGGAUUUUUUUUCUUUCUUUUUGUACAAGUGUAUGUAUAAAAUCUAUAUAUAUAUAUGAUUUUCUUUUUAUCUAAUACUGCUUAUGACUCUCAAACUGAUAGCUGGUGCUCAAGAAGUGUUGCCACGGAUUUUCCUUCCCUGGUCGACAGAGCUACUGUUCAACACGGACCCUCUCCAACUGGACUAACUCACCUCGGCCUUACUGCUCACUGGAGGAGCCUUUACGACGCAUCACUGCUCUUCUCCUCCUCACCCUGUGCGUUUCAUGUCCAGUGUUAAAACACUAGAUGAGUUCCUCCUCGUCCCUCUCAAAACCUUUCUUACUCCUGGUCACCAAAGAAGGAUGCGGAGAUGCCAAAAAAUGGUGCUCAUAUUUCUCCGUCUUGAUUUUUUUUUUUUUUUUCCUUCCUUUCCCUCAAUGAAUAACUCUCUCAUGCUGGUGGACACAAGUUCACCCAUGACUACGGGGAGAUACGUGCAGUAUCACUUAAGGUAUCUGAUGUCAACUUUUUUGGGUGCUUGCUCUUUCUUCACAACAGCAAGCCUUAGUUUUCAGAGCUCCCACCAUUCUGAUUUUGUUCUGUGCAGUGUAGUGUGAGGACUAGCAAUACUGGGAAGAAGUCAGUAGAGCACCGUACCAUAGUAAUCUCCCUCUGGACGUCCUUGGCCUGUGAAUGUUAAAUGUUUUUCCCCUGCUUCCUUUUUCUGGUGUUGACUGUUUUUGGCUGCUCAGUUCUGUUAUUUUUUAGGUAGCAUUGGAGCUUUUCUUUUCAUUCUUUUUUUUUUUUUCUUAUAGGGUGAAUAAGGUUUUUCUUUUUUGGGUGAAAAAGCCACUGCGUCCUGUUUGUAUUUGUGCUGUUGCACCCCCUGAUGGAUCACACCGGCAUCCAGCCAUGGUUGCUUCCACAACACUUUCUCCACCCAGCACAUGCAAAAGCAAAAGGUUCCUGGCCAACUUUCUUCCACAGAAAUAUUUAUUUUUCCAUUGUACUAUACUUAUCUUGCUUUGACUAUUUCGUACAUUUGUUAGCGGUGAGGAAAAAGGAAGUAUUUGCACAUUUACCUACUCCAUGUGGCAGCUGAGUAAUAAAUAUAUUAGAGAAAGAGAAGUAAGAUGAAACCUCAUGAUUUUUGUGUGAGAAUGUUUGAACUGUGCCAGCACACUCGAUUCAGUUUGACAAGGAUAUAACUCGAAAUCUCUUUCCACCUGUGGGCGAUUAAGCUUAAGGUCUCAUCUGAUUGGCUUCUUCGAUCGUGCUUUCUUUUGGUUUGAAGCAAAGAGAGCAACCGUGGAUCUGUUCUUUGCUACCGUGUUGUGCCAUUUCCCUCUCCCUUUGUUUCGAACCAUCUGCGGACUGAUGGGUUUCUGACUUUGGGUAGAUCAACUGCACACAUUAUGGCUUUUACAAUCCAAUCACUGUGUCUAUUUAGUUCAUAAUCUGUGAUUCCUGGCUGAUAUGAAUUCUAAAUACCAGGCAUCUCUCGAGCAGAGUGGAUGCCUUUUCUCUUUAUUUUUUUGGCACCAAUUCACUUAAAUCUUGUGCAGUCGUGAAAACGUCGUGCUGAAAAACACUCGAGGCAGCAUCCAGUCAGGAGAUAUCGGAAAACGAUGACUCACAUUUCAACACUCUCUCCGGGUGCUCUAAUCCAAACACACCUCCUCAUCCCUCUGUGUGUGGUCACUGACAUGAGAGGGAAGAGGCCUCGGAGGUUAUUUUACAGUUUGGUCAGUGUCAUGUUCUCACGAAACACACAAAGCGGCAGAAAACACGUGGGGUGCUCCAAGCGGCAGCAUUAACUGGUGUCUUGAAAUUCUUCUGGUUGAGUGUGAUAAUACUAUGAUUCUUAUUUUGGGAUCUUAUUUUCAUAUAGUAGAUGACGCUUAGUCUUGCCUCAAAGCAUCAGAUUAGUUGAUGACAGAUACAACAAUAACAUUCUACUGUAGGUGGAAUAAGCUUACGUGACUGUCUUUUAUACACAAUGUUUUGAUUGUAUGUGUUUUCUUUUUUUUUUUAAUAAAGAAAUGAACCUCUCUUUAAAAUAA